Molecule: messenger RNA, 1128 nt
Organism: Mytilinidion resinicola
Lineage: Eukaryota; Fungi; Ascomycota; Dothideomycetes; Mytilinidiales; Mytilinidiaceae
Product: NAD(P)-binding protein
Exons: 1
Coding region: 1-1128 (375 amino acids)
Source: RefSeq, a predicted model, not a curated record
AUGGCUCAUGAGAUUCCCUCUCGGCACCGCGGUCUGGUGAUCGAGUCGGUCCAGAAGGACUUGAGCGGCGUCCAUGUCAAAUCGCUCCCAACACCGCAAGUUGAAACGGGCAGCACGAUCGUGCGCAUCCUCGCUGCCGGUGUGAUCUCGUACCAGCGCCAAAUCUACGAUGGCACGCGCGACUAUCCCUUCCCCAAGCCCAUGGUCGGUGGGUACAGCGCCAUCGGGCGCGUGGUCGCGGUCGGACGUGAUGCCGUGUCGCUGCAGCCCAACCAGCUGGUGUACGUCGACUGUGUCAUCCGUGGUCGCGAUGAUCCGGAGGCCAUGUUCCUAUCUGCCAUCUCGGACGGCGUUAACGCGAGCUCGGCUCGGCUGAUGAAGGACGUCUGGCGCGACGGCGUGUUUGCCGAGUUCGCCAAGUUCCCCCUGGAGAGUUGCGUGCCUCUCGACGAGGCGAGGUUGUGCCAGGGUUUGGGUUAUGAUGUCAAAGACCUGGUGUACAUGAGCUAUCUGCUUGUGCCUUUCGGCGGUCUGCGAGACAUCAGAGUUGAGCCCGGGGAGACGGUGGUCGUGUGUCCGGCGACGGGCGGGUUCGGCGGUGCUGGUGUGCAAGUCGCCGUCGCCAUGGGCGCCAGAGUCAUCGCCAUGGGCCGGAACGAACAGGAGCUGGCAAGGCUGAAAGCGCACGUCGUCGAGGGCACCCCCGGCGCCGCCAUCGAGACGGUCAAGAUGACUGGAGACGAGGACAAGGACACCGCCGCUCUGCAGGCGUUCGGACUCAUCGACGCCGUGUUGAGUCUCGUGCCGCAGUCAGUGGGCCAGUCGCCGCACCUGAACAGCGCCAUCAUGGCCCUGCGCCGGAAGGGUCGCAUCAGUCUCAUGGGAGCCUUGGACGUGGGCCCGAUCCCGAGCUUUCACAUCGUUGCAAAGGACAUCACGAUCAAGGGGAAACUCAUGUAUGAGAGGGAGGAUAUGCGCUUGUUCGUGAAGAUGCUGGAAGGUGGUCGCUUUUCACGAAGCCCCAACUUUGUGGAUUUGAAGACCUUCCCGUUGGAUGAUUGGAAGACUGCGUUGGACAUCGCAGCUGAGUAUACGGGGAUUGCGAGGUUAGUGGCGAUAACACCAUAA